AUGUUGUUCUGCGGCAAUGUCGGCAAUAUUUUGCAAACGCCAAAAAAAACUUAUCCAUCGUCUGAUAACGGAAAUCAAAGUUGCUGUAGGUUGUGUGGUUCAGUUAAGGACUUUAAGUAUUAUAAAAAUCUCUUUAAGAAGUCAAAUAAAGAAUUGCUCGCAGUGGCUGAGGCGGUGUAUGGAGUAACUCUACCUGGGAAUGAAUUAAGGCCACAUCUACUAUGUAGGCCUUGUGAACGACGGUUAAAUAAUUUCAAAGCAUUCAGGGCUAUGAUCACUGAAAGCCAAAGUCACUUCCAAAGGAGCAAUAGAGUGAAAAGAUGUAUUGAAGCAUCACCGUCGGCGCCCCGAACGCUGAAGAGCGCGAAGGAUGAUACCAGUAAUACUACUACUCGUCGUCGCCGCGGUCUGAAUUUCGCCGUCGCUGGUGAUAAAAAAGACUUGUCUUUAACUGAAAAGGAGGUAAGAAAAAGAAAAAUAUAAUUUUUGUGUCAUUAAUAAUUCUUCUGCGUGGGUACGACAGCAUUCCAUUUAUUUCGUUGUUUGUAUGGUGAUUCACGAUUGUGACACCUCAAAUAUUUUCUCACACCUUCAGAAUGACUUACCGGAACCACUGGAGAUCUCUCAAACCAUGAAUCUGCAAGAAAAUCCAGCUCAACCAAAGGUAAAUUUAUUUUUAAGCUUGUUUUCAUUCAUUCAUAGGCUUGUUGUUCGGUUACUUGUCAAAUAAUUUCAGAAUUACUGAGUAAGAUUCUAACUUGCUCGACAAGGAUGCCGUUGUUAAUUUCACCUUCGUAUUUUCCUGUAGAUAAGAAGCCCUUUAGCUGACGAAGACAGAUUUGAAGACAUUCUGCAAAAAGUUCUUGUUAAAGUAGAAAAUGAGUUGUUAGAGGUGGCGCGAAGAGUGACAAAGUCGGUUCUAAGAGAACGAGGAUUUCCCGGUAUGAGUACGCUAAACUUCGAGGAGAUUGUCAAAGAAGUAGAGACUCAAUGUCCAACAGUGUUCAAGUUGUUAUCGCAGAUGAUCCAACUCAGUCACAACUCCGAUAAAAAGACAGCUCCUUUGGCUCUUAUAUAUGGAAUCAUUAUGUUUAGGAGAUGCAAA
Molecule: messenger RNA, 1105 nt
Organism: Porites evermanni
Lineage: Eukaryota; Metazoa; Cnidaria; Anthozoa; Scleractinia; Poritidae
Source: the annotation of a GenBank genome assembly